Sphaeramia orbicularis (orbiculate cardinalfish) is the source of this 925-nucleotide messenger RNA. RefSeq names its product Golgi-associated plant pathogenesis-related protein 1-like. Gene Ontology annotation, cellular component: extracellular region. The transcript has 7 exons. Bases 131 to 580 code for a protein of 149 amino acids. The record is from RefSeq and is a predicted model, not a curated record. NCBI's taxonomy places the organism in Eukaryota, Metazoa, Chordata, Actinopteri, Kurtiformes, Apogonidae.
GGUCAGGGGCAUGGCCUGAGUGUCUCCUCCUACAGACAGGGAUGAGAGCUGAAGCAUAUAAAUACAAGACAAACAGUAUCUUUACAGGACAUUCCUACAGACCUGAGCUGAAGCAUUAACUACAAACACAAUGGCAGAUGAGAGCUUUAAGAAGGAGUUCCUGGACACCCACAACGCAUACAGGGCGAAGCAUAGUACUCCGCCAGUAAAAUACAACGAAGAGCUGAAUGCUGCAGCUCAGAAAUGGGCUGAUCACAUGCUGCAAAUCAAUACCCUGCAACACAGUGACACAAAGGAUGGAGAGAAUGUAUUUUCCAGCUGGAGCUCAGAAACUCUGAAUCCUACAGGGAAAGAGGCUGUUGAUUCAUGGUAUGGUGAGAUCAAAGAUUACAGCUGGAGCAACCCAGGAUUCAGUGGAAACACUGGUCAUUUCACUCAGGUGGUGUGGAAGGAAACCACUGAGGUGGGUGUGGGCGUGGCCACUGAUGGCAAUAAGCUGUUUGUGGUGGGGCAGUACCGGCCGGCCGGCAACAUGGUCAUGCCUGGAUACUUUGAGAAAAACGUCCUCCCCCUUGCAUAGUACCGAUUCUGAAGUGAUGUCAGCAUAAAGGCUGUGCAUUUUACAGCUGGAGGAUCUGCAGACGGAGCAAACAGCACCUCGGAUAAAGAAAGUGGAACAAACAAGGGAGGAGGAACAAAUGAGAGAAAAAAAUCCUGCAUAAUUCUUUAAAAGAGCACAACACUGUUACUGAAUAUCCCACAUAUAUUUGUAAAAAAAAAAAAAAAAAAAAAACAUUAACUUGACAGGAUUUAUGUAAUGGUCAUAUAAAAUAAAACUUUGUCUUUUAAAAUACAUUGAUUCAUUACUUAUUUGAUGUUUGUGUAUGACUUCUUUAAAUAAACCUGUCUUUAUUAUUAAUAUACA